GAGCAAUAAAAUUGUCCGGUGAACAGAAGUUUUGAGAUUAAGUAUGGAAAGGGCUCGUGUCUUUGCACUUACCAUUCUUACAAUUUUGAACACUAUGAUGGCUUGUUGCGAGAGUAACUUUACUCAAGUGGAUUCUAAUUCAAGCUGCGUGGGAGCAUUUCCUCCAGUAAACGCUUCUACGAGAAAUGCUUCCUGUGUAUUCUACGAGUAUAAAGGUGACCUUUGCGACAACAUAACCACAAGUUUGUAUGUUUAUGGUGAUCAGUCCAUAUUGAAAUUUGGUGAAAUAGAAACGGAGAGCACCUAUGAUUUUCUCAAAUUUAUAAAACCCUCACCGAAGUGCAUGCUCGUGGUUAAAGACUUGAUUUGUCACUAUUAUUUCCCUUCGUGUGAUGAAUCAUUGGGGAUGCCCACAAAACGUCGCAUUUGUAGUAGCUCGUGCGAUUAUUUGGUCCAAGUCGCUUGUGAAAAAGAAAUGGUAAAAAUCAGAGAUGUAUCGUCCCUUAAAGUCUACAUGGACAUCUUAGAUUGUUCGAUCCCGAUUUUUGAUUCUGCUAAUGGUGGUGACGCUCCUGAGUGCUAUCAAUGGUACGAUCUCCCUGGUGAUGACACUGAGAGUACAGAUUGUUACUAUGGUGUGGGAGUUGGUUAUCGUGGCAACGUAAACAUAACUCAGUCUGGCCGUCCAUGUCAGCCUUGGAAAUCCCAGUGUCCUCAUCGUCACUGGCGGAUUCCUAGAGAUGUUGCUAUUUCAAAAUAUGACUCGAACAUGUGUCGUAACCCGGACAGCAGUGCGCCGAAUGGACCCUGGUGUUAUACCACUGACCCAAAUGUUCGAUGGGAAUAUUGCAAUGUAUCUCGAUGUGCGCUCAGAGUUCCAGAAGAGGCUCCCACACUCCUUAACGGCCGUCCUUUCAAUUCAACCGCGAUUUUAAUCUCUUGGAAGAACAUACCGCCUUCUCGUCAUAAAGAAAAACUGUUGGGUUACCGGAUUCAAUACCGGAGCCUCUGGUCCGAGAUCUAUGAAGAAAUAAAUACCACCAGUAACUUGGCGCAAGAUGUUAUUACACAACUCCGUCCAGACACAGCAUACGUGAUUAUGGUCAAUGGCUUUAAUCAGAUUGGCCACGGGCCAACGAGCUCGGUCCUUGUCUUAAAAACCCUAUCCUCUGGUGAAUACAUAUUUGAGGUGGACUUCCAGCUAAUAAUCGACUCUAACUUCACCAACGAUCUACUCAAUAGUAGCAGUAAAAGGUUCUUGGAAAUGACCGAAGUCAUAAGAUUUUCAAUAAAACACCACUUCAAUGAAUCUUCUAUGUUGAAGAUAUAUGACGUAGUAACUAUGCAGUUCAGAAAUGGCAGCGUAAGGGCAGACAUUAAAGUCCUUGCGACAAUAAAUAAAAACACAACGGACAAAGAUGAUGCUCUGAAUCAUUUGAUAGGAGGGGUGCGUUCGUCAUUUGGAGAUCGACUUAAAGUUACUUCCAUAUUGGUUCAGGAAACACCGAGGCCUCCGAAAAAUUUUUCCGUGAGGAAUACACAGUCAACAUACUUUAUUUUGUCUUGGGAAGAGCCAGAAUAUAACAGCUUAUACCAAGUACGCGACUACAUCAUAGAACGAAAGAUAUCAAGACUGAAGAACUUUACCGCCAUUUGGACAGUUCCAUACCCUGAAACCAGAAUGAUUAUAAAGAACUUAGAUCCCUCCACAGAAUACACCAUCAGAAUAUCAAGCAACAACAUGUAUGGAAGGUCAAAGGGUGUACUGUUAACACAGAACACACUACCAGACAGAUUCCUCAGAGAUUUGAUGUUGGUUAUGGUCUUGCCCUUAUUCUUGGCAUCUGUAUUCAUAUUGGGCGUUUGCUUAAAGUUUCGGCCAAUAUGUAAAUCAAAACAGAAGAAAGAAAAGAUUGAAUUCUCCAUUGAGUUUGGAAACUGGGUUGAAAUUCCCGAGUCAGAUGUCACUCUCCAAGACAAGCUGGGAGAAGGUGCGUUUGGGGAAGUUUACAAAGGCUUAGUGCGCGUGGAUGGAAAAGAGAGAGCAUGCGCAGUAAAAAAGCUAAAAGCGAAUGCCACAGAAACAGAGAGAAGGGACUUGAUAAACGAGCUCGCAAUCAUGGUCACAGUUGGUGGACAUCCUAAUGUCUUGAGUCUUAUUGGAGCUUGUACCAAGACUGAGUCAGUAUUGGUGAUUGUUCGUUUGGCCCCAAAUGGCUGUUUGUUGGACCAACUAAAGAGGAACAGAAUAGAUCUAUAUUACAAUGUUACGGAUAAACAGAUAGAAUUCACUCCUCAAGACAAAGUGAAGAUAGCCAGAGAUGUAGCCUGUGGAAUGUUACACCUAGCCAACAAAAAGUGUGUUCAUCGUGACCUUGCAGCAAGAAACGUGCUUCUUGGCGAGAAGAAUGUUGCCAUGGUUUCCGACUUUGGCUUGUCACGUGAUGUGUACGAAAGUGGUGAAUACGAAAAUACAUCCGGGGGAAUGUUACCAGUUCGUUGGAUGGCUCUUGAGUCUUUGGAGGAUUACACCUACAACACUAAGACAGACGUGUAAGGAAAAACUGUAAGAAAUUGUGAGGGAAAGAUAACAUCGUAAAGCUAUCUGUUAAUAGUUAAAAAUUGAGGCCGGGUACUUUUAUUAUAUGCACUGUUAUGAUAUUAUAAUAUGUUUAGACAACAGCAUUAAAUGCAUGAUUUCUUUUAUCAACUCGAUUGCAAAAACAGUUGAAUGGUGAACGAUGUGAUACUACGAUUUUAUAGGUCAGAUGUACGUGAUGGCCAUUAUUAAUUGCAUGGAAACUAUCUAAGCUUUCCCAAGAAAAGGAUCAUCAUAGGAAAAAAUUUUAAGUAAAUAAUGAGAGAAAUGAGUGACUGAUUAGGUAACUGGCGAACAUUUCCCAUGACGCCAUUGAGGCUUGUCGUUUAUGGAUCAUGCUUUGAGGGGUCUCGAGGUUUUUCAGUUUUUCUAAUUACAUCGA
Messenger RNA from Stylophora pistillata, 2981 nucleotides. RefSeq lists its product as uncharacterized. Gene Ontology annotation, biological process: multicellular organism development; protein phosphorylation; positive regulation of kinase activity. Gene Ontology annotation, cellular component: plasma membrane; signaling receptor complex. The record is from RefSeq and is a predicted model, not a curated record. Gene Ontology annotation, molecular function: protein binding; transmembrane receptor protein tyrosine kinase activity; ATP binding. Lineage: Eukaryota; Metazoa; Cnidaria; Anthozoa; Scleractinia; Pocilloporidae.